GCCAGUGGGGGCGAGGCCCCGGCUGCCGAGCAGCGGCUCCUGCACGGCCCGGGCCCCGCGGAGCUGGAGCUGGAGCCGGCGGUGGUGGAGGCUUCCCGGCGCAGCGAGCCGAGCGGGGGCUGGCUGCGCUGGUUCGUCACGGUGGUCCUGUGCGCCGCCUUCCUGGGGCUGGGAAUGAGUGUCGCUAUACUGGGGCCCACGUUUCAAGAUCUGGCAAAAAACGUGAACCGCAACAUCAGCAGUCUUUCUCUGAUUUUUGUGGGCCGGGCCUCUGGAUAUUUGAGUGGCUCUGUGGUCGGAGGAGUUCUUUUUGACACUAUGAAUCACUUUCUGCUUUUGGGGGUCUCAAUGUUGGCUACCACCGCUGGUCUUUUUCUUGUCCCAUUUUGUAAGACUGCAGUCUUGCUGAUCAUUAUGAUGUCCGUAUUUGGUUUUUCAACUGGUAUUCUGGAUACAGGUGGGAACGUCCUGAUCCUGGCUCUGUGGGGGGAUAAAGGAGCCCCACACAUGCAGGCCUUACACUUCAGUUUUGCCUUUGGCGCCUUUGUGGCUCCAUUGCUGGCCAAGUUGGCAGUCGGCGCAACGGUGUCUGCCGAAAACCACACGGAAGCCGACUUGAACCAUUCUGUCCUCAUCCAGUCCUCUGGAGCUGAUUCAGGCGCUCUGCUGGGAGUGCCUGAUGAUCUGAAUUUAUUGUGGACCUACGCUAUUAUUGGUACUUACAUUUUUGUAACUUCUCUCUUUUUUUUUGCCUUGUUUUUUAAGAAAAGCUCAAAGCAGGAAAAAGCUAAAGUGUCUGCCCAGAAAUCUCGAAGAGCUAAGUAUCACGUGGCUCUUCUUUGUCUCCUGUUCAUUUUUUUCUUUUUUUAUGUUGGAGCCGAGGUCACAUAUGGUUCUUAUGUUUUCUCCUUUGCCACCACCCAUGCUGGCAUGACAGAAAGCGAAGCUGCUGGGCUGAACUCCAUCUUCUGGGGCACCUUUGCAGCCUUCAGAGGUCUGGCCAUCUUUUUCUCUACUUGUUUGCAGCCUGGAACCAUGAUUGUGUUGAGCAAUAUUGGCAAUCUGAUUUCCUCUAUAUUGUUGGUGCUAUUCAACAAGAACCGGACUUGUCUCUGGGUAGCCACGUCAGUGUAUGGGGCCUCGAUGGCAACCACAUUUCCCAGCGGCGUUUCUUGGAUAGAGCAGUACACAACGAUCCAUGGGAAAUCUGCAGCAUUUUUUGUAGUUGGUGCUGCCCUGGGCGAAAUGGCUAUUCCUGCAGUCAUUGGAAUCCUUCAAGGAGAAUACCCAGACUUACCUGUGGUCUUAUAUACCUCUCUGGGGGCAGCAGUAGCCACUGCAGUUUUAUUCCCAGUGAUGUACAAAUUAGCCACCUCACCUCUUGAUCGUGAGCGAAAAGAACGCAGGAAGAGUGAGGACCAGAAAGCUUUGUUGUCUAGCUCUGGGCUGAAUGACUAUGAGGAUGCGAAUGAAGAAGAUGAUGCAGAGAAGUGGAACGAAAUGGAUUUUGAAGUGGUUGAAAUGAGCGAUGCAAUGAUGAGUUCUGUCAUAGACACAUAGGAGAUCCUGAUGGCACUGGCAGCUGACACGUUCAAGCAACACCACUUAGAUGCUGUGGUGUUGUGGUCUGCCCCUCUAGUUAAUGCGGGCAGCACCACUUGAAACCAGGACAGAAGGGACUUCUACUUAGAGAAGAUGAAUUAUUUAAUCUUCUUUGAGUUUUGGGGGGCCUUCUAAAAAGUGCUCAGGGAGCCCAGGGCCUACACCUGGCUCGGCUCAGGCUCAGAGGACCAUAUGUCGUGGCUUGAUACCCAUGGUCUCUGCUGUAAGCCAUGGUCUUAAGCCUGUUGAGCCAUCUCUGCAGCCCAUUUACUGACUUCUUGGAAAUCAGCAGUUCCAAAGAAGCCAAAACAGAGUGCUUAAUUUCAGCACGGUACUGUGAUCUAAAUUUCUAGGUCAGAAUAUAGCAAGAGUAAAAAGUUUUAGGAUACUCCGUGUAUUUAAAGAUGUCCACCAAGUACCUAAGGUUCUCCUACUAUGGUGUCUGAGUAGGAAAUAUUUUAGAUUCAUGACUCUCAGGACAUUUAAGAAGGCAUUUAUAUUUGAGGUUAGGUAUGAUUGGAUGAUGUCAUUUAGUAUUUGAAUCAAGCCAUAAAGUUUUCAUCAUCAGUAUUAUGGGAAGUCAUCAAGAAUUCACUUCCUGAAAGACACCUUUCAGGAAGAGUUUUUUUUUUAAAUUAUCAAAUCAGUAGCAGUAGCAUUGAACAAAGAAUGCUAAAGAUUUUCUUUUGAUUCUAUGAGGAGUAUAUAGAAUAAGGCCCUCCCUAAAGGUGUGUUUUCAAGCCACGAUAAUUAGUCUCUAGCCUUCUGACUCUGCACUCAGGCCCCUAAACUAUUGGGGGUUUCUUUAAAAAAAAUUCAUUUUCCUGAUAUAUGUGAGUUUACCAAUGAAAGCAGGAAGAUAUUCAAAAAGGCUUAGGGACUGGAGAGAGAGUAUAGCAAGUAGGGCUUUUGCCUCAUGCACGACUGACCUGGUUUCGAUUUUCAGCACCACACACAGUCUCCUAAGCCCUGUCAAGAGUGAUCCCUGAGCACUGCCAGAUAUAGCCUAAAAACAAAAGCAAGAGAAAACAAGUUGUCUAUUAGAAAUCACUCUAGGUGCUAUAUUCAAAUGGAAUGUGAAAGAAAAUUGAUGACUUGAAGAAUGUAUUACAAUCAUGGUAGCAUUUUCAGAGACUUAUGUUAAUACUUUGUUUGAACAAUUAUCUGAAGAACAUUUUAUUACUGCUUUAAUUGAUCUUGGUAUGUACCUUUUUGAUGUUUUCAAAAUUUCUGAGGUCAGAAUAUGUUUAAGAAUUAAAGAUAUU
Messenger RNA from Sorex fumeus (smoky shrew), 2867 nucleotides. RefSeq names its product sodium-dependent glucose transporter 1-like. Gene Ontology annotation, biological process: transmembrane transport. The record is from RefSeq and is a predicted model, not a curated record. NCBI's taxonomy places the organism in Eukaryota, Metazoa, Chordata, Mammalia, Eulipotyphla, Soricidae.